Molecule: messenger RNA, 1129 nt
Organism: Centruroides sculpturatus (bark scorpion)
Lineage: Eukaryota; Metazoa; Arthropoda; Arachnida; Scorpiones; Buthidae
Exons: 9
Coding region: 115-1125 (336 amino acids)
Source: RefSeq, a predicted model, not a curated record
AUUGUUGAAUAGAAGUUGGCAGCACUUUUCUUUUCUCAUGUGUUUUUCUCACUUUACUAUUACGUAUGGCAUGGCGAAAUUAGAUGAUAUUUUCGAAGUUUGAAACUGAAUGAAAUGGAACUUGCUUCGUAUUCAUAUGAAGAAUAUGUUUCUUUAAAUUCUUUUACAUUAAAAUCGAAAAUAGAAUGUGUUAGCAAAGAACUCGAAAAUAAACUUUUUUGGGAAGACAUCACUUUAUUUGAACUAAUUAUGUCCAGGAUCUCACAAAGAUUACCCAAAGAUAGAUGUUUGAAUAGAUUAUUAAAGCUCAAGAGAUUUUUGAAAAGAUUAAAAGUAGAAAAUCUUUUUCAAUGGUGCAGCAAAAUGUCAGAAGCACUCACACUCCUUCUGCAAAAAUUUCAAAUAGGACAUGUGCUGGAAUAUUUAAUUUUAUUACUUGGAACAAUAUCAAGAAUUUACACUUUAUGCAAAAUUAGAUGUCUUUAUUUGUGUUCAUGGUAUAAAGAAUUCUUUUGCUGGAUGGAAAAAUUUAAAUGUGGAUCUGAUUCACAGAUAAUAUUUAAAUUACCAAAGUGUCUCAGUGAAUGGAUCCAGAAGGAAACAAAUAUUUUUCUAACUUUAAAUAGUGAAAAUGAAUUAAAUGAUGAUGACUCAUUUGUGAAAAGUGAUCAUGUUCCUUAUAUGAUGGUUGAAGAUGUUGGAGAAGUAAUUGGAAGAGAUGGAAGGACAGAAAUAGUUACCAAAAAAAAGAAGAAAAAGAAAAAAUCUUGUCAAAAUGUAGACGUGGAACAAUUGAAAGAAGUUUUUAACAGAAUAUUUACUUUGGAAUGCCUGAAUGCAAUGUAUAGAAAUAUUCAGGAUACUGGAUAUUUAUCAAAAUAUAAGAUACCUCAUCCUACCAGAUCCAAAAAAGAAAAACUAAAUAUUCAACUAGAAGAGACAAGAAAAAAUAUAAAUUUAAUGAAAGACAAGGGGGUUUCAAAAAAAAUUCAGAAGAAUUUAAUACAUAAAACUGCAAUGAAGAUAUUUAGUAUAAUUGCUGGCAAUAAAGCAAAAAAAUGUAAGAAAAAGAAAAAUUCUCUUCACCCUAAAACUAAGAAAAACGUUAAUAAAAAUAAUACAUAAUUUA